Molecule: messenger RNA, 2400 nt
Organism: Lingula anatina
Lineage: Eukaryota; Metazoa; Brachiopoda; Lingulata; Lingulida; Lingulidae
Product: exocyst complex component 7-like
Biological process (GO): exocytosis
Cellular component (GO): exocyst
Molecular function (GO): phosphatidylinositol-4,5-bisphosphate binding
Source: RefSeq, a predicted model, not a curated record
UUCACGUUAGUUAGAAAUGAAAGGGAGGAUCAACAAGAACAGAAAAAUGUGCUUCUCAUCAGUUUAAUUGCUCCUAAUUGUUAAUUUUAUUUUGCUUGUGGAUAGUGAAAUAAUAAAUCAACAAGAUGAAUGAUUUGGCGGUAAAGCAACUGGAAAUCGACAUGAAGUUGCAGCGAGAAAUGAGUAACCUGGCGGUGCUACAGGAUUCCCUCCAGAAGAGCCAACAGCUGACUGGUAAUAUGGUUGGAAUACUGACCACAUUUGAGAACAGACUGAAGAAGCUGGAAGAAACCAUUGUACCUGUGUAUCAUGAGACAGAGAACCUGCAGCAAAGACAUCAAAAUAUUGAGAAAACAAUUGCUGAACUUGAUCAUGUUAUUGGUUUUUAUCAUGUGGCGAAAGAAGUGGAGAAUAUCAUCAGAGAAAGUCCAAGCAGUGACCUUCAUGAAUACUUGCUGUGCUUGGAGAAGUUACAGAAAGCUGUAGAUUAUUUCACAGAUCAACAUCCAGGAAGCUCUGAACUCUCUGCAGUGACCAUGUUAUUUGACCAAGGACGACAGACUCUGGAAACAGAAUUUCGUGAUCUUCUGUUGAGAAACAGUAAACCAACUCCAUCAGCUCAGCUUAUUGAUAUCCUGGCUCAGUAUGAAGAGAGCCCAGAAGAGGAAUCCCCACAUAUUGAGCAUUUGGAGAAGAGCAUAGUUCAUGACCUGGCUGAGAUUUCCAAAUGGUUGGCUGCCAACAGUUCCUCAGCUGACUUUGCAAAUGUCUAUGCUACAGUUCGCUGUAAUACUCUGAUCAAGGCUUUGCAAGGCCUGAGAGAACACCAGAAAGCAUUGGCUGGAGGUGGAGGAGGGACAGCAACUCUUGGCCCUGGGCUCUCCCCAGCACUGAGCAGUAAAUUCCGCCACUCUGGACACAGCAGAGAUAUACCCACAAGUGGAAAGCGAGCAUCAGUGAAGAGGACACUCUUGAUGGCUCGAAAAGCUUCACAAGCGCUGAUGAAAUACUCUCAGCAGACGCUGGAGUCAGUGUCUGGACACAAAAGACAGAGUUCAGCCACACCUGAGAUCAAAGAGGAGGCCACGGAUGUGGACAUUGAGACCUACAUUUCCAUCAUUACAGCUCUGCUGAAACUGAUGCAGAGUGAAAACCAGUUGAUGCAGCUGAUCAUUCCUGACAAGCACCAGAGAAAAACAUUUGACAUUUUGAUUCAGCCAGCUCUGGAGUCUAUUGUUACUGAAGGGGAGCAACUGGCAGCCUCAGUGCGUAGAGCCAUUGCCCACCACGACUAUCCAUCUGUGCUCCAACUGUUCCCUGUGGUCAGGCAUCUCAGGUCCAUUAAACCAGAAUACGAUGUAUCUUUAGAGGGAUGCCAAGCACCUACAAGAUCCAAGCUGGCCUCUCUCAUUACAACACUGGAUGCCACAGGUGCAAAAGCAUUAGAGGAGUUCAUUGAAAGAAUAAGGAAUGAUCCAGAUAAAGCGUCAAACAUGCCCAAAGAUGGAACAGUCCAUGAACUGACCAGUAAUACUCUUAAUUUCCUGGAACAACUCAUGGAGUACACAGAUGCUGCAGGGGCAAUGCUUCUCAUCCAUGAUCCUGCUGGACAUACUCUUGCUCAAGAUCCUAAAAAGAAGGCCACAAAAGUUGCAGAAUACACCACCAAAGUUUUGUCUGCAUUGGGUCUGAACCUAAGCAACAAGGCAGAGACCUACAGCGAUGUAACCCUGAGAGCUGUUUUCAUGUUGAAUAACUAUAACUAUCUACUCAAGACAAUGAAACGGAAUGGUCUCUUGUCCCUGGUGCAUUCAUACAACAAGGAAGUGGAGACGUACUACAAUGAACAAAUCCUAGAACAAAAAAAGCUGUACUCUCAAAGUUUCAGUCGUAUCCUUCACUAUAUAAUGGAAGUCCACAAACCAAUAUCCCAGCACUACGUGCAGUCUCCUGAUCUGGCACAAGCUAAGCUGAAAGAUAAAGAUAAACAGAAUAUCAAGGACAAGUUUGCGGGUUUCAACAAGGAAAUGGAAGAAUUGCGUAAAAUUCAGAAAUCAUAUGCCAUCCCAGAUUCAGAACUGAGAGAAAACUUGAAGCAAGAUAACAAGGACUUUAUCCUACCAAAAUAUGAAAUGUUUUGGAAGAAGUAUGUGAAUACAAACUUUACUAAGAAUCCUGAGAAGUACAUGAAGUACACAAAAGAUGAAGUGGAAACAAUGUUAGAUGGUUUCUUUGAUUAUUCAUCAUAAAAUUGAUUGAAGAUUAUAACCAUCUUGGUCAGUCGCCAGAAUCAUCUUCAGUAAACAAGACUGUUGUGCUCUUGUCUAUAAAACAAAUUUAAAAGCAAGUAGAUGUUUUGCCAUUGGGUGUUUUGUAAUUCUCAGUGUAAUUUGUGGAAUG